This is a messenger RNA of Acipenser ruthenus (sterlet), 2301 nucleotides long. RefSeq names its product regulator of G-protein signaling 3-like. NCBI's taxonomy places the organism in Eukaryota, Metazoa, Chordata, Actinopteri, Acipenseriformes, Acipenseridae. Gene Ontology annotation, biological process: signal transduction. Gene Ontology annotation, molecular function: protein binding. The record is from RefSeq and is a predicted model, not a curated record. Bases 115 to 2229 code for a protein of 704 amino acids. The transcript has 19 exons. Gene Ontology annotation, cellular component: plasma membrane; nucleus.
GUGGGCUGGUGUUUGUAUGAUGGAUGCCCGUGAUUGGUCAAUAGGGGUUGUUCUGACUUUGUCGGACACAGGACCGACCCACCUCCAUACACUUGCCGUGAUGGCCUAGCUUGUAUGUUUCUGAACAUAGAACGCUGCAGAGCGGUUUUUAAAAUAACACGUUUACAAAGAGAAAGUCACAGUGGUGUUUCUGAAGGUUACUAUUCAAUUGGGGAAAAAAAGGAAUGGGGGGCGGGAAAAAUGCUUUCCACGCGAGAGGUGCAGAGGAAGGAAAUGGCCCAGAGGAGGGGACCUGUGCAGGUUCAGAGUGUGCCUGGCCCACAGGUUCAGCUUGCAGUGAUCCGGACAGCUCUGAGGAAGAGGACCGUGUCCCACCCAAGGAAGAGGAGGAAGGUUAGCUCCUCUGGCUGUACAGAGAAAGGGCAGCUGAAACUGUCAGUCAGUACUGAGGAUGGGGUUAUUGUUCUUCAUAUCAUGGAAGCCAAGGGACUGAUGGGUAAAGAAUACAGGACUUGUGAUUCUUACGUUAAGAUGGCUCUUGUACCUGAUACUGACCGCAGCAGUCGUCAAAAGACAAAGACUGUUCCAGACUGCAGAAUCCCAGUGUUCCACGAGCUCUUCAGAUUUUCAGUAAAAGAUGGAGACUAUCAGAAAAGGCUUCUGGUUACAGUCUGGAAUCGCGACAGAAACUCCGGGAAAGGUGAGCUGCUGGGAUGCAUGAGCUUCGGGGUGAGCUCUUUAAUUGCACAUGAAAAGGAAAUCGGUGGCUGGUACUAUCUCCUGGGAGAAGAGCUGGGAAGGACAAAGCAUUUGAAAGUGGCUGCACGGCAUCGCAAGCAGCGUCAGGAAGCUCCAAACCAUGCAGCACACACCGAGAGAAGCCCUGAGAAUAUGGACAGCUUAACGGUUACAAUCCUUCGAGGAAAGGAUGGCUACGGAUUCACCAUCUGCUGUGACUCUCCAGUUAGAGUACAGGCAGUAGACCCAGGAGGUCCAGCUGACCAGGCAGGGUUACAGCAGUUAGAUACUGUAUUACAACUGAAUGGGCAACCAGUGGAGCAGUGGAAAUGUGUAGAGCUUGCUCACACUAUAAGAAACAGCCAGAGUGAGAUCACUGUUUCAGUGUGGAGGACGGUUCCUCAGAUAAAGCCAGGUUUUGAAAGCCUGAUCCGGCUGUCAAACAAGUGCAACUACAACCCUCGGUCUCCGCCCAGCAAGAGGGAGAAGAACUACAGCAGGCAGCCAGUCCCCUCAGAGCAGAGGCAGAGCUGCCACAUACUGUACAAUGGGACUGACUACAGCAGCCAGCCAGCCCCCUCAGAGCAGAGGCAGAGCUGCCACAUACUGUACAAUGGCACUGACCAAGGGUCUCGUAACGGCUGGGCCCAGCAGGAGCAGGGAGAGAGUAAAACAGCCCACACUGUGCAGGGCCCCCGUGUGGCAGCUUCAGGAGACCAGAACUACAUCCUGCUCGCUCCAAUAAACCCAGGCAGCCAGAUCCUGCGGCCUGUGUUCCAGGAGAAUCGUGGUACUCUUGGAAGGGUUUAUAGAGGGCGUGCUCAUGGGGGAUUGCAACGAAGAUCGACCCUUAUUGGAUCUACUACAAACAUGUCAAAAACACCCGUCCACACUCUGAAGAACUACGCAGAUUAUCAGAACUGCACCGUAGUUCGAUCUCAUAUUCCUCACACCAGCUAUGGGACGUACGUGACACUGGCACCAAAGGUUUUGAUCUUCCCAAUCUCUGUACAGCCUCUGGAUCUGUGUAAUCCUGCAAGGUCUCUUGUCUUAUCUGAAGAGAUGAUUUUGCAUGAAAGCAAGCAUCAAUCUGUCAAGGUGACUGUUUUCAUCUACACUGAUCUGAUGCUGCUCACCAGAGAAGAUGAGCUGGGCCGGUGCAACGUGCUGCAGAACCCUCUCUUCCUUCAGCACCUGAAGCUGCAGGAGGAUUCCUCUGAGGAUCUGAAGUUUUACCUCCACGUCACAGAGAAGUCGGAUUGCUUAUUAAGUUUGGAAUCUUAUUCGGAAAAGCAGAAGAGGAGGGUUUGCCGGUGCCUGAAGGAGAGCAUUGAAAAGCAGUAUCAGGAGAGAGCAGCACCUGCUGCAGAGGACAAGAAGAUUACUGAGCACGAUCCGGAGCUGCAGCCGCAGGCCAGCGAAAAACCCGGACUUCACCACUCACCUUUCACUACCGGAACUGUCUUUGUGUUUGCACCUUUUAGCACUUGAAUCACGCACUGUCUUUUGUGUUCGUGUUUAGUGUGGGUGUCGGAACGGGACUUUGGGGUUGCGGGUCAAACC